AUGAAGUUGCUUCGGAAACAUGCCAGCGAUGAAAAGAAGUUUGGGGAAUACGUGACCGCCUUGGACUUGGCAGUUGAGAGAAAAAAACCAUUGAGUUCGUUGAGCAACCAAGUGAUGGAAAAGUCUCUUCUGUCAAAGUGUGUUGCAGAGAUUCGGCAGUCAUGUGCCUUUCCCAUUCGACCCGAAGGGAUUGUACGUAGUAGCAAAACAACCUUUCAAGAGAACCUCGUCAAGUGGACUUCUUGUGAAGAAAGGCAACCUCAUGUCGUGGAUUUUGUCCUUCUGUAUAUGCGGGGGAAGCAUGGGGUCUUCACAAUGGCCAAGAUCAAUCCUUGCGGUCGUUUUCGCAAUGAUGGGUACGAGUUCAUGUGGGUGAUCAACGAUGUCUGGUCCCGACUGGCUAUGAACAUUGCCUGGCCCCGAUGGCAUGGCAAGAACCUCUCUGUACUUGGUGAACUCGGUGCCAGGUGGGAAAUCGCUGAGACCCACAUUGUUCGGAGCUCUGCCUACAAGGGGGAAAACCAAGUAGCUUGCCUUCCAGGUUUUCGCUAUGAUGCUCUCACGACCCUUGGCCUCUUCCAGACGCUUGGGGCUUUAGCUCAAGUUCGGGGCCUAGCAGGAACCACCCAGUUGAAGAUUGUGGGGCUACUUCGUGAGGUUUUGGAGUACAGCAUCUGGCCCAACGGCUUGAGCUUGCUUCCUGAAACCAUACUUACAGUUGAAGAUUGCCAAGCAUCCAUGAAGGAAUGGCUGCUGACCCUGCCCCGAAGUGAGAAAGCAGCUAUCAAGACAAGGUGGGAAAACACAGCAUCCCUUGGGAGCGGGAGACACAAUGUGAUGAGUAGCUGCCACAUUGGCGACAUUCUAUUCUUUUGGAUGCGGCAGCCCCAUGACUCUCUUCAAAGUGUUGACAUCAAGCGCGUUCAAAAGCGAUUGAUUCAUCUUUGCGCACAAGCAGUUGAGAUGGCCUUCCACGCGGACAAGUUUCCAUUGUCAACUCAGCCACCCACAGUGCUUGAAAAUGACACUUGUGCUGACCAAAGCAACUGGACAGCUUCCAAAACCAGGAAUCAAGCAGCAGAGGAAUUGCGUGCUGAGUUGCUGCGCAGAUUUAUGGCAAGCAAGUCGGGGUUUGUGGCAGGCAUCAAGCAUUCGAGCAACCAGAACAUUGCAGGCAUUGGGGGUAGUGGCAUGUCAGACAAUGCUUCAGCCAUGCAGGCAGCAGCACAGAUGUGCACAGCCUACUUCCUCAAAGCCUCAUCGGCUUUGAUGGACAAAUUUGUGACCCAGCCCUACAAACAUCUGAGUUGUUACUACGAUGCUGCUGCAGUGUGCAAUUUCAGCAUUAUGGAGCUUCAUCUCAGUUGUGAUGGUUUAGUCGUGUCGGCUCCAUUCGCCCUACUUCCCCAGUUGAAGCAGCCGUUUGAGAAAACAUCCAAGGAAUGCCUACAAGCCAUUCAAGAUGUUGAUCUUCCAGCCCCCCUCCAUGAGAUUUCCAAGAAAGAUGAAGCAGCCAAAAAAUUGCAAGUAUGUCCAAAGGAAAAAGCUUCAUCGAGAAUCAAGAUACUAGCGUUGAACCAAUCGUUGCAGUAUCUGUUGAACCUGAAGUUAUCGGACAUGGAGCCCCACAUCAAGCUACGACCCCCAAAAGAUCAAGAAAAGCGGUGUUACCAUGUGGAUCAGCAGGGCAUCCCCAGGGCUUACUUGUGGAACCAAAUCACCAAACAAUCCGUUUGGCAAAGUUCUGAUUCAAUUGGAAUCGACCAGGUUCUUCGUUUGAGCUGCCUUUGCGAUGAGGGUGAAACUGCAGGCGCAAUGUCAUUGAUGGGGAACGGGUUGGCUAUCAUGGCCCAUCGGGAUUCCCAGCACAAGUGGUACAAUGAAUUGAAAAUGGCAGCAUCGGAGAAUCCCAUCAUCAAUGAGGCUAUCAGUGCAACCAUGCUGGUCUUGAAUUUCGAAAAUGGUCCUUGGCACAGCGGUCUUUUUGGGAGAAAGGUUCGUGACAUCCACACCCAUAUUGCUGACCUGCCAAUUCCCAAUGUCCUUCUGGAUAUUUGCAUGCCUGGCAUCAUUUCCGAUUUAGACCUUCCACGUGACACUUCGCAGGAAACCAUCAAGGGCAUCCUCGUUGAGUAUGCUGAGUCCAAUGGGAAAAGCCUUCACGCAGCUCUGGGAGGUGACCACAAGCUUGGCCGGUGGGGCGAAUUUGUUGAUUCCUUUCACAGGCUGAAACGCGUGUGGCACAUUCGCUUGUUUGUGCUCCUACUUGGGUGUGCUUUGGAGGGGACAAGUCCAUGGGCAGCCAUUGCAGGUGCUUUUGAGGAUGAUCCAACAGAAACCCUUCCGAAAGUGCUGCGUGUUUUGGCAAACCCAACGUCCUUGGCCAGUGCGAAGAGUGCCUACUACUGCCUGCAACCUUUGAGGGACUUUCAAGCAAUGGAGGCCAAAGAUGACAAAACGCCUGGUGGGUCCUAUGCUGUCAUGCGCUAUGUGGCUACGCAGUGGGUUGAACUCAUGCUUCGCAUCAUGCAGAAUGCUUUGUCGCCGCAUCACCUUCAAGACAUCGAUUCAAUGGAAUGUGCGGAAGAUGUUCUCACUACUCAUCUGAGAUUCCUCAUCUCGGUUCUGAAGCAGUUGGAUGAGUUUGCCCAAAUUUUCAGGCACUUCCCUUGGAGGUUCAGGCUUCUUUUUGACCAAGUACCUGCUGUUGUGGAAUCCACUUUGAAACAGAUGCGUGAAGAAUGGGAAUUCCUGAUGGUGAUUGAACAAAACACUGUCCUACAUGGGAAGUACCCUCUCAAUCAAAUGCCUUUUCUUCGAUGGUAUGUAUACCGUGAAGUCAUGACGCUGGCUGAAGAAAGGGGAUGGGUGGCUUCACAAGAUUUGGUGGAUUUGGCCAAAGCAUGGUUUUCUGACCCCUGCUCAACUCUGGGAUGUGAAGAUUCGUUUCGAGCACUGCGCAUGGCAGAGGCCCGACAUCAAAACAACAAGGAAGUUUGCCCAGAAAAGCUUCAAGCUCUUACCAUCAAGUCGAUCAAUGAGAGGUACAAAGAGUUCGAAUUGGCCGAGCUCAAGUCCAGUGACUACCAUGGGGUUCGACCUGGUACGUACAUGAAACGGUCCGUGUUUGAUUGCAGCCGUGCUAGUGCCAAUGACACUGGGAUAGCCAAUUUCAACCAGAUCAUGAAAACAACCACGGUGAGUCCCCAUCAUUUGAGUCGCAAGAGCUUGAGCAUGUGGGAAGCCUACAAGAUGACCAACGGAAAUUCCCAGAACUGGUGGACUGCUCAGCUUGUCAGAUCUCACCAGGUGAUCCACGUUGGGAAUUCGUUUUCGCUUGUGGUGGAUGCACCCUAUGUCAAGCUCAAAGUGUGGCCGCUUCAGCCUGGGGAGAACAACGCAUCAGAUCGGAAGACCCUUCGCCUGGAUAUGUCAGAAUGGCACCUGAAGGCAUUGAUCUUGGACGAGCCCUUGAAUGCCAGCAUUGUUCCCUACCGCGUGGAGUUGACCACAUCUGGUGGCUUUGAACUUGUGGUGACAGAGGCGUGGCAACCACUGGUGAACUAUGCGCUUGAGAAGUAUGCGCAUCGGUUAGAGGUUGUUGAGAAGACCCUGGAAUCUCGUGGUUUGGGAGGGAAACCGGGUGCGAGCAAAAUGCUGUCGGCAGCAGUGUCGCAGAGCAGCGCAUCUUCCCAAGUUUGUGAGCCAGGACUCAGUGCAGAAGCUUUGAAGGGUUUGAUUGGCCUCUACGCAAUUCCGGGCUGCAGUGGCAAUUGCACCAACAAGUUGCGGGUAGAACGCCUUCUACAGCACCUUCACUACAGCCCUGACCUCAUCCAAGAGAUCCUUGCCAAAUUCCCCAAAAAGGAAGAGGACCUGGGAAAUGAUGGUGAUGAGAUGUGUGAUGAAAUGCAAGUGGACAACCAAUGUGAAGCUGAAAUGUUGGCCAAAAUUUUGGAAGGCAUGGAGAAACAUCCAGAUUCAUCAACUGAACCUCCUUCGAAAAAAACACGACAUGACAAAAAGGACGAACGGAAACCAGUGAACCACGGUGAGUUUGUACGACUCAUGGACAAACCUGACUUGUCAAGUGAGCAA
Messenger RNA from Cladocopium goreaui, 4098 nucleotides. The record is from the annotation of a GenBank genome assembly. Lineage: Eukaryota; Dinophyceae; Suessiales; Symbiodiniaceae.